Molecule: messenger RNA, 830 nt
Organism: Dinoponera quadriceps
Lineage: Eukaryota; Metazoa; Arthropoda; Insecta; Hymenoptera; Formicidae
Gene: ND-ACP
Product: acyl carrier protein, mitochondrial
Exons: 4
Coding region: 103-672 (189 amino acids)
Biological process (GO): fatty acid biosynthetic process
Cellular component (GO): mitochondrion
Molecular function (GO): acyl carrier activity; acyl binding
Source: RefSeq, a predicted model, not a curated record
GUAAUUCACGAGGUGUCCGAAUAGUCUCGUGGAGAUCCGACGUUGUGUCGUCGUCGUCGUUGCUACUGCUACUGUUUCUUGAUCCUCUUAUUACUGGUGAAAAUGGCGUCCUUGGUGGCGAGUGGUGUUCGUCUGUUGGCCAGGAGAAAUACCGGUCUCAGGAAGUCGUUCGAUCGGCUACGGUAUGCUCGUGUCACGCUCGCCACACGGCCAGGAUGCGGCGAGGAGCGGAUGCUGCACUGCGCCGCGCGAAUCGCAAAAGUGCCGCAGGUAAAAUACAAUCGUGGAUAUUGCACUAGUACAAAACCAAAGUCGAUUAAGGACAUUCAAGAACGCAUAUUGAAAGUUGUGGGCGCUUAUAAUGAAGGCUUAAGGGAUACACGCAUCAAGCAGGUGCGCCACUACAGUCACACGCCUCCGCUAUCCCUUGACAUUAUCGGUCAACGAGUACUCUUGAAUUUAAAACUUUUUGAUAAAGUUGAUGUUUCAAAGUUGACCUUGGAGUCGCAUUUCAUGAAUGACCUGGGUCUCGACUCUUUGGACCAUGUGGAGAUCAUCAUGGCAAUAGAAGACGAAUUUGGCUUCGAGAUUCCAGAUAUGGAUGCAGAGAGAUUAUUAAGACCUUCAGACAUAGUGCGUUAUAUAGCCGACAAAGAAGACGUGUUCGAUUAAUGCGCUUUAUAUUAUUUAUAUGUACACGUUUAGUCAACAUCCGCCGUUGCUCCACCAGGGAAUAACGAGUCACAGCGUCUUACUUCGCUGCCAUUGUUUUUUCUGUAUAUAGACCGAUCAUCAUUAUGUGAAUAAAGUAAGCGAAUUGUUAGAUUGAA